This is a messenger RNA of Plodia interpunctella (Indianmeal moth), 1607 nucleotides long. RefSeq names its product serpin B3-like. NCBI's taxonomy places the organism in Eukaryota, Metazoa, Arthropoda, Insecta, Lepidoptera, Pyralidae. The transcript is spliced from 8 exons. The coding region runs from base 315 to 1175 and encodes 286 amino acids. The record is from RefSeq and is a predicted model, not a curated record.
AAAACAAUUCUAUCGUUUUAUUCAAUUAUUAAAUUAAUUACAUACCUCAAAGUGUAAAUAAUAAUUUGAUGACCAAAUUUAACCUAGCAAAUUACAUAGGUACGUAUGUACCUAUGGAAAAUAUUAUUUUAUUUUGUGACAACCAUAUUAAUAAUUAUUUUCUGUUGUCAAAUGUCACAAGUAUUAGAGUUAUGUCAUGUCAGGAAUCUAAACCCAGCUGAUCAAUGUUUAUUUUGAUUGAAAAGCAAAUAAACAAUUUUAAUUUAUAAUUAGCCAAAUUAAUCAAACAUGCUUUUGAGGUGACAUCAGAAAGCAUGAUUUUAAAGGCACAAAGGAGCUGGUUAUCUUCACCUCUCGGAUUUAAUCUCUUACUAGCAUUGUGUGGAGAUAAAGGACCAAUUAUUCAUAAGUAUACCCAAGUCUAUUCGAAAGUGAAAAGCAACAAAUCAAUAAGCAUACAAAACAAGAUUAUCUUUUCAAAGAAAAAUAAAGAAAAUACCCAAAAAUAUUAUGAUAGUGGUAUACAUAUAGAUGCAUUUAUAGACUUUGAUGAAAGUAAUGAUUUGAGAAAUGUUAUUUUAUCUUGGGCAAAAUAUUAUGAAGAGGUGUUACAAAAUAUUGAUAAAUACCUGACUCCAGAAACUUGUGCUAUUUUUCUAAACACAUGUACGAUUAAGCAAAAAUGGAAAGACCCAAUAGACGGCAAGACUCCAAUGAUGAAGGUCUACAACUCAUUCAACUACACACAAGAUGUGAAAUAUGAAGCCAGGCUUCUAGAACUACCAUUACAAGACGACCUGAAACUCGUGGUGACUGUGCCCAAUGAGCAGGACACACUAUCCACCUUGGUGACCACGCUAACUGAAGAGGGUAUGGAAGCUGCAGUUCACAGCAUACAGCCGUUGUUCACGUCGUCUGUGGUGCUGGUCGCGCCGCAGAUUAAGUUUGAUUCUAAAGUGACAACACUAUUGAGGUCCAAAACAGUAAUUCAAUAUGGUGGAAUUGAUAUUAACGAAAAUGGACUUUCAGCUGAAGUGCUCACAUGCUUAUUUACGCAUAACGAAGAAAAUUCAUCGGAAUUCAAAGAAAAACUAUCUCCGCCAUCUUUCUUUUUUGCCAUAAUUCUCAAAGAUUCUCCGAUAUUUACAGGAAACUUCAUACCAACUUCGUAUUAGGCCACAGAAAAAAAGCCUAGGUUUUAUUUAUACUAAGUAUUUUUUAUACAUGAUAACUAUUUUGUUGAAACUCAAACUUUGAGACAUAAACGUCCAUAUCACAUUCAUCUCUUUCUCUCUUAUCUAAGUAUAGAAGCGUUUCCGGUUUCUUCCGCAGACGUUAAGCGUCGGAGCCUAGUCUAACACUCACCAUCACUACCAAUUGACUUACGCUGUUUUAUAUAAAUAUAAAGGAUGGCUCCUGGUGGCGGCAAGUGAUCCUCAGUGUCUAAUGAUGUGGGCACUGACACAAAGUAUUAAGUCUAAUUUAAUUAUUAGUUACGUACUAACACCGAUGUAGAUUUUAUGUUAUUUCUUAUUAUGUAUUGUGGGUCAUUGAGCUGCUUUGAAUAAAGAUUUUAUCGUUGUAAAUAAUAAAAUUGGGUUUGAAAU